Molecule: messenger RNA, 237 nt
Organism: Danaus chrysippus (African queen)
Lineage: Eukaryota; Metazoa; Arthropoda; Insecta; Lepidoptera; Nymphalidae
Source: the annotation of a GenBank genome assembly
UUGGGGUUGUAUCCUGAGUAUAUAAGGACGGGGUUGCAGGGUUCCUGGUCAUUCCAGAAGUUGGUCAACAAGAUGGCAAGUCUCAGACGUCUGAUGAAGAAGGCAGCGCUCUAUCUGUUGUUCGCCUUUGCAAACCUGAUCGCAGUCUCCGAAGGUCAACUAACUUUUUCCUCUGGUUGGGGCAAGAGGUCCCAGGAUGAUGAAAUAGCCAUCGACCUCGAAGAUCAGCUCCAAUAA